Messenger RNA from Cordyceps fumosorosea ARSEF 2679, 705 nucleotides. RefSeq names its product copper-zinc superoxide dismutase. The transcript has 3 exons. Gene Ontology annotation, molecular function: superoxide dismutase activity; copper ion binding. Gene Ontology annotation, biological process: removal of superoxide radicals. The record is from RefSeq and is a predicted model, not a curated record. The coding region runs from base 1 to 705 and encodes 234 amino acids. Lineage: Eukaryota; Fungi; Ascomycota; Sordariomycetes; Hypocreales; Cordycipitaceae.
AUGUGCCGUUACGGCCAUCCAUCCAUCUUAUUGAUGACCUUGAUGGAUUGGGCUGGCUGGCUGCAAGACUUGUCUCUCGAUUCGAGGGCCUUGAUGGCACCCAGCAUUGUCCCGCCCUGUCUUGCCCGCCCAUCCAGCUGCUCCCCUCCAGAUGCACUGCUCCCCUCCAGAUGCACUGCUCCCCUCCAGACGAGCCCCCCCCCCAAUGAACCCCCGUCUCUCACCAUAACCAAUUCUAACCAAUCGCCCCCAGUCUGUGUUCUCCGCGGUGACGCCAAGGUUGGCGGCACCGUCACCUUCGAGCAGGAGUCCGAGUCGGCGCCCACCACCAUCACCUAUGACCUGACCGGCAACGACCCCAACGCCGAGCGCGGCUUCCACAUCCACACCUUUGGCGACAACACCAACGGCUGCACCUCGGCCGGCCCGCACUUCAACCCGCACGGCAAGACGCAUGGUGCGCCCACUGACGCCGCCCGUCACGUGGGUGACCUCGGCAACGUCAAGACGGACGCCCAGGGCAACGCGAAGGGUUCCAUCCAGGACUCUCAGGUCAAGCUGAUUGGCCCUCACAGCGUCAUUGGCCGCACUGUCGUUGUCCACGCUGGCACUGACGACCUCGGCAAGGGCGGCAACGAAGAGUCCCUCAAAACUGGCAACGCUGGUCCCCGUCCCGCUUGCGGUGUCAUUGGUGUGUCCAACUAA